CCCGACUGCGGCUCCUGCAACCCCGGUGCGCUGUGCGUGCCCACGGACAAGUGCAUUUGUAGUCAUGGAAAUGUGCGGAACGUGUCGUCUCUGGGGCUUCUCGAGUUUUUGCUUGAUCAUACCGGCAGUGCACUUCCCAUCAGGAUCCUGGGCCUGAAAAAAUAUGUGUAACACACCGACUUACUGUGACCUAGGAAAGGCUGCCAAGGAUGUCUUCAACAAAGGAUAUGGAUUUGGCAUGGUCAAAAUAGAUCUGAGAACCAAGUCAUGUAGUGGAGUGGAAUUUUCUACUUCUGGUCAUGCUUACACUGAUACAGGGAAAGCAUCAGGCAACCUAGAGACCAAAUACAAGAUUUGUAACUAUGGACUGACCUUCACCCAAAAGUGGAACACAGACAAUACUCUUGGGACAGAAGUCUCUUUGGAGAAUAAGUUGGCUGAAGGGUUGAAACUGACUCUUGAUACCAUAUUUGUACCGAACACAGGAAAGAAGAGUGGGAAAUUGAAGGCCUCCUAUAAACGGGAUUGUUUCAGUCUUGGCAGUAAUGUUGAUAUAGAUUUUUCUGGACCAACCAUCUAUGGCUGGGCUGUGUUGGCCAUUGAAGGUUGGCUUGCUGGCUAUCAGAUGAGUUUUGAUACAGCCAAAUCCAAACUGUCACAGAAUAAUUUCGCCCUGGGUUACAAGGCUGCAGACUUCCAGCUGCACACUCACGUGAACGAUGGCACUGAAUUUGGAGGGUCGAUCUACCAGAAGGUGAACGAGAAGAUUGAAACAUCAAUAAACCUCGCGUGGACGGCUGGCAGUAACAACACCCGUUUCGGCAUCGCCGCUAAGUACAAGCUGGACUGUAGAACUUCUCUGUGUGCUAAAGUGAAUAAUGCCAGCCUGAUUGGACUGGGUUAUACUCAGACCCUUCGACCAGGAGUGAAACUGACCCUGUCAGCUCUAAUCGAUGGAAAGAACUUCAAUGCAGGAGGGCACAAGGUCGGGCUGGGAUUUGAACUAGAAGCUUAAUGUGGUUUUGAAUAGAGCAUCAGCUUUGUCCCUGGAGGUGAAGAGAAGUCAACCCACUAUGUUUUGGCCUUAAAAUUCUUCUGUGAGAUUUCAAAGGUGUGAACUUCUUAUUCUUCCAAAGAAUUGUAAUCCUCCUCACACAGAAGCCUAGAUAUCGAGUCCAGCCUAAGGGAGGUGUGCCUGAAGGCAUGCCCGGAAGUUGUCAUGUUCGUGCCACGUUUCAGUUCAGUUCUGCUGUGUUAUUUUCAAUGUGUUGCUCAGCGACAUGUAGCGUCAUGUUACAAAGGAGAUGACCCGACCCUCCAGUUGUCCAUCACGUCCUGCAUGUCCCACACCACUUUUUCAUGACCUUGUAAUAUAUCGGUCUCUGCGGUAGUGGAAUCUUUCGUUUUGCAUCAGAGUAAAAUAAAAUAAACCCAUCACAUUUGGAACAUAA
This is a messenger RNA of Globicephala melas (long-finned pilot whale), 1451 nucleotides long. RefSeq names its product voltage dependent anion channel 3 (gene VDAC3). Gene Ontology annotation, molecular function: voltage-gated monoatomic anion channel activity. NCBI's taxonomy places the organism in Eukaryota, Metazoa, Chordata, Mammalia, Artiodactyla, Delphinidae. Gene Ontology annotation, cellular component: mitochondrial outer membrane. The record is from RefSeq and is a predicted model, not a curated record. Gene Ontology annotation, biological process: monoatomic anion transmembrane transport.